This is a messenger RNA of Pipra filicauda (Wire-tailed manakin), 2077 nucleotides long. It is a transcript of the gene ASB12, whose product is annotated as ankyrin repeat and SOCS box containing 12. Lineage: Eukaryota; Metazoa; Chordata; Aves; Passeriformes; Pipridae. Gene Ontology annotation, biological process: regulation of barbed-end actin filament capping. Gene Ontology annotation, molecular function: protein binding. The record is from RefSeq and is a predicted model, not a curated record. Gene Ontology annotation, cellular component: nucleus; cytoplasm. Bases 638 to 1585 code for a protein of 315 amino acids. The transcript has 4 exons.
ACCUCCCGGCUGGGCAGAGAGAAGAUGGCCAACAGAAUCCACAGGGAUAAGUGCUGGAAUGUGAUCGGCAUGGAGGGAAACUCCCAAGCUCAAAGGCUUCACUGCGGUCUGGCAGCGACUCCCAGCUCAAAGUAGCCCCACUCAGUAGCUGCGUUUCUGACCUUGAGGACUGUUAGUAAAUCCUUAAUCCCUGCAAAAUCAUUUAUUUGGCACUGUUUAACUCCAAACUUUUAAAUCAGGAUGCUUAGCAGCCUUAAAUCCAAAAGCUCAUUAGCUCUCCUCAGCUGCCUUAAUAACUAUAAUCUCUUUAAUGGAAGCAACUCCGGACAGGAUUUACCUUCCCAAAAAACCUUAUUGACUGGGAUUAAGUACACUUCUGCCUUCUAAUUCUUCCCCAGUGAAGGAAGAGCUGAUAAAGAGUUGCUUUGCUGGAGCCCAGGCCAGGUCAGCUUCUGGCUCAGGACAGCUGCUCGUGCCAGGAGCUCCUAGAGGGAGAACUGGAUGGGGAUUGCUGAGAGUUUGGGAAAUGGGAGGCUUUGCCCAGCAGUGGGUGCAGGGGCCUUACCAGAUCAUGUGGCACCCAGAGUCUUCCUGAGCUCCAGAUCUUUGCCUUUAUCCUUUACCAUGAAAGCAGCACAUGGGCGACAGACCCCCGAAAAUGAGCCUGAUGGACAUCAACAAAAUGUUCUCCAUGCUCCAGCCCAGGGAUGACGAGCAGGAGGACGAUGGGGAGAGCGAGGAGCUGAGCCGGGCAGUGUCUGAGGAUGACUGUGAAACGCUGCAUCGCCUCCUGUCCCAGGACAGGUACAAGAGGCUCAUCAACCGCCGGAGCGGCUGGGGGGUCCCCAGCACCCCCCUGCGCCUGGCGGCCACGCGGGGCUGCGUGCGGAGCCUGCGGGUGCUGCUGGCCCACGGGGCCGAGGUGGACGGCCUGGACGUGAAGGCCCAGACCCCGCUGUUCGUGGCCGUCAGCAAUGGCCACCGCGAGUGCGUGGAGGCCCUGCUGGAUGCCGGGGCCAGUCCCACAGGCAGCAUCUACAACAACUGCUCCCCGCUGCUCCUCGCGGCCAGGGACGGCAACGAGGACAUCCUGCGGCAGCUCCUGGAGCACGGAGCAGAGCCCAACGUCCAGGCCAGGCUGCCCCAGUGGGCGGCCAACUCAGUGUCCUGUUCUGGACCCCUGUACCUGGCGGCCACCUACAGGCACCUGGAGUGCUUCAGACUGCUGCUCCUCCACGGGGCCGACCCUGACUACAACUGCACGGAUCAGGGGGUGAUCGCCCAGAUCAAGGAGCCCAAGACCCUGCUGGAGACGUGCCUGAGGCACGGCUGCCAUAGCAAGUUCAUCAAGCUGCUCAUUGACUUUGGAGCCAACGUGUACCUGCCCAACGUGCCCGUGGAUGGGCCGGCACCACGCAGCGAGGGGCUGGAGCUGCUGCUGCAGGCCAGAGCUCAUCCCAAGUCCCUGCUGUCCCAGUCCCGACUGGCCAUGAGGCGAAUCCUGAAGCAGCCUGUCCACCUGUCCACCCUCAGAGAGCUGGAAAUCCCCACAGUCCUGGCCAACUAUCUGCAGCACCAGCCGUGACAUACAGCCCGCCUCCAAGCACAGCCACUCUGACAUCUGGGAGUGAAGCUCUGAAAUCCGUGGAACCAACAGGAAUUUGUGUCACAAAGUCAUUCCCGUCUCCAAAAUUGGUACCUGUGUGAAAGGUUGGGGAGGGAAGGGGCAGAGGAAACAGGACACCUCAGCUCCUGGUCUGCAUCAGAGUGAUGGUGGAGCAGGAUCUGAUUCCGUGGAUCUGCCUCUAAACCUCCUUACCGAGGGAUUUUUCACCUUGAGUUGAUGUUGGUUGGAGAAGGGGUUGGGAAAAAGUGUGGAAGGCAGAGGGAGAGGAGCAAAGGCUGCUUUUCCCUCAUCCCCUCCUGGGGGACACAACCAGGUCUGUGCCUGCAGGUUCCCCCACAAUGUGGCACGUGCUGUCCCUGAACCCCCUUUCCCACGGUGGGCAGGCCCUGGCACAGCUUGCCCAGAGAAGCUGUGGCUGCCCCAUCCCUGGAAGUGUCCAAGGCCAGGUUG